Microthlaspi erraticum is the source of this 1077-nucleotide messenger RNA. The record is from the annotation of a GenBank genome assembly. NCBI's taxonomy places the organism in Eukaryota, Viridiplantae, Streptophyta, Magnoliopsida, Brassicales, Brassicaceae.
AUGAUUAGUAGAGGGAAAUCUCCUUGGAGACAGAGUCAGAGGUUGAAGGAAGAAGAUAGGAUAAGCGAACUACCAGAUCCUCUGAUAUGUCAGGUACUUUCUCAUCUCUCCACAAAGGAUCUUGUCAAGACGAGCGUUUUGUCCACCAGAUGGAGGACUCUGUGGCUUUGGGUUCCUAGAGAGUACUUGGAUUCCAGAGAAUUCCCAUGUUUAGAUGUCUUUGUGAAGUUCGGUGAUAGGUUUUUCGAUUCCGAUAGGGCUUCGUGCAUAGACAAACUCAACUUAACUAUUGUUGUCCAUGAGGGUAGAGAUGAUGGUGCCUCCUAUUUUCACAAGUCAUGGAUUGAUGCUGCGGUUACGCGUAAGGUCCAACAUGUACAUGUUCAACUUCAUGUUGGGAACUAUUGGGAUUAUCUUGAGAUGCCCACAAGUCUUUUUAACUGUAAGACACUCGUAUCCUUAAAACUCCGUACGGUGAAGCUGGCCUUGGAUCAUGUAGGGUUUGUCUCCUUGCCUUGUCUGAAGACUAUGCAGUUGAAAUAUUUCAAUAUCAACGAGGCCAGUUUCGAGAGACUUGUCUCUUGCUGUCCUGUCUUGGAAAAGUUGACUAUCUCGAAAUGUGUGAAUAUUUUGGAUGUCAAAGUCUUUCGCGUGCUCUCCACGUCAUUGAAGAUGCUCGUUGUAGAACUCUUGAACUUCGGGCAUGCUUUAGGCUCAGGAUUUGUGGUUGAUGCUCCUCGGCUACGCUUCUUGAGCGUCGUUGAUUACUUAUCAGAAAGCUUUGUAGUACACAAUAUGGACUCCAAUGCCGCCAUAGUGGAUUUCGCUCUCACCUUUGGUCUCAAGGUUCUGGAUGAAGCAACAGGUUCAUCGAAGAGAAGUAGCAUCCGCCGUUUUCUUUCCGGGAUCUCCAAGGUCACAGAGAUGACAUUAUGUCCAUACACUUUCGAGACUUCUGUAAUCCUCAAGAAACUGACUGUACGUAUCAGUUCUGAUAUUUCAAGAGAAAAUGGCACACUCAAGAGACUCCUCGAGAUCCCAAGAGGCUCUACCAAGUGUCAAGUCGUCGUCCUUUGA